UGUAUGUAAGACCGCGGUAGCCAGCGAGUCGACCGUCGUGAAGUUGUCAGCGGAGUACGCCAGUCGUAUGAUGGCGCAGCAUGUUGGCCGUUCGCGUCUCGCGCCGGCAACGAUUCUUUUGCUACUCGUUCCCGCGUGCGUCGUCCAGCUAGCGAAUGUCGUCGCGUCGACGGCGACGACGGCGACAGCCUCGACCUCGACGACGGACCUCGACGUCGCUCGUCACGGCGGCGGCGCCGCCGCCACCGGCGCUAACGACGACGACAACGGUAGCGACGACGACGACGGCAUCGACGUCGGUGCCUCGUCGCGCGUACAGUUCUCAGUGAAGUCGGCCGUGCCUCUCUGCACGUACUCUCUCGACGAACGCCAACCUCUCGUCAAGUUCCUGGGCGCCGGUCUCAACCGCGAUCUCGCACUGCGAUGGUCGCCGUCGAGCCGCGACUGCCCGGACGAUCCGGACACCAAUCUGGACGUGGUGUGGAUGUCGCCGAGGGGCGACUACGCGAUCUACCAUCUACGUUACUUUCACAAAAAAUUCCCGAAGGACAAGAAAAUCACCGCAGUCUAUUUCUGUCGGCGAAAUGACGGCACCGAUCACGGGCUCGCGGAUGCGAGGUGGAGCGGCCUCGGUGACCACGUUUCGAUUCCAGUCCCGGUAUCGACAAAAUGGAAUUCCCGCGCGCGACGCGGCGAUCCGCUCCUCGGCGCUCCCGGACUCGUCAGCCGACAAAACUACACGGACGCCCACAUCGAAGGGCUGCGGAUCGAGACGGCUAACAAGCCCAUCUACAGCGAGGAGGGAAUCCCCCAGAUUCUGGUCGGGAGCACGGCGGUGAUCCGCUUGUUCGGCACCGGCAUCACGGAGGAUACCCUGAUCACCUUCACCGACGUGCCGGCGGAGAGGGGCGCCGUCUGCGACAAGAUCAAGAGCAACGAAUUUCCCGUGGAGAACGUAGAGAAAUCUACCGCGAUUGUUCGCGUGGUGUUGCCACCGGGAUCGGCGUUUUACGUUUGCGUGAAACGGCCGAUAUACGAGAGAGAGAACCUGAUGAAGGGGGAACACGUGCUGUUUAAACAUCAGGGCACCACGAUGUACAACACUAUCCGCACGUAUGAGAAAUUACUACCGCUCUGGCUCACUAUCAUAGUCAUUCUCAUUUGCCUCGGUUUGUCCGCUCUUUUCUCCGGUCUGAAUCUCGGUUUAAUGGCGAUAGAUAGGACCGAAUUGAAAAUACUCGUCAAUACCGGUACCGAGAAAGAGAAAAAAUAUGCGAGAGCUAUUCAGCCAGUGAGAAAUCACGGAAAUUACCUUUUGUGUUCGAUUCUGUUUUCCAACGUUCUUGUCAAUUCCGUGUUCACGAUAUUGCUGGAUGAUUUGACAUCCGGACUAGUCGCUGUUAUCUGCUCGACGUUAGCUAUUGUCAUUUUCGGCGAGAUCUCGCCGCAGGCGAUUUGUAGCAGGCACGGAUUGUGCAUUGGCGCAAAAACGAUCUAUCUGACCAAGUUUACAAUGCUAAUCACUUGCCCACUAAGUUACCCGAUCAGCAAGCUUUUAGACGUGCUUCUUGGUGAAGAGAUCGGAAAUGUGUACAAUCGAGAACGCUUGAAGGAACUCGUAAAGGUAACGACCGAAUACAACGAUCUAGAGAAAGAUGAAGUAAAUAUAAUUGCAGGAGCGUUAGAACUGCGGAAGAAGACCGUAGCGGACGUAAUGACCAGAAUUGAGGAUGUGUAUAUGUUGAACUAUAACGCCGUGCUAGACUUUGAAACUGUGUCUGAAAUUAUGAAAUCAGGAUUUUCACGUAUACCAGUAUACGAGGGCGUAAGAACGAAUAUAAUGACGAUGUUGUAUAUCAAAGAUCUCGCAUUUGUCGAUCCCGAUGAUAACAUGCCACUCAAGACACUCUGUCAGUUUUAUCAAAAUCCGUGCAACUUUAUUUUCGAGGAUGUUACGUUGGAUAUAAUGUUUAAACAAUUCAAGGAAGGUCAUAAAGGCCACAUGGCUUUCGUACAGAGAGUUAACAACGAAGGUGAAGGUGAUCCGUUUUACGAGGUGAUUGGUUUGGUUACAUUGGAAGAUGUUAUCGAGGAAUUAAUUCAAGCUGAGAUUAUUGAUGAGACAGAUGUGUUUACGGAUAACCGGAGCAAACGUAAGAGGCAAGUACGCCCGAAAGUGCCAACGGACUUCACCAUAUUCGCGGAGAAGAAGGAGAAUCAACGCAUUCACAUCUCCCCGCAGUUAACGCUUGCGAUGUUCCAGUAUCUGUCGACAACUGUAGACACAUUCAAACCGGAUGUCAUAUCGGAGACGAUCCUACGACGCUUGCUGAAGCAGGACAUCAUUUAUCACAUCAAAGUGAAGUCGCGCGAAAAGGCGAAAACCGAUCCCGCGGCGAUAAUCUAUCAGCAAGGAAAAGCGAUCGACUACUUCGUACUUAUCUUGGAAGGUCGAGUCGAGGUGACGGUGGGCAAGGAGAACAUGAUGUUCGAGAGCGGCCCGUUUACGUAUUUCGGAUCGCAGGCUCUCACGGCUAACAUCGGGAUCGCGGAGUCACCGACGAAUUCAAAUCCGCAGACGGUCGGGAGCAUCCAGUCCGUCAACCUGGAUUCCAUGUUGCGUCACACUUUCAUACCGGACUAUACGGUGCGCGCCGUGGCCGAGGUAUUUUACGUGAAGAUCAAGCGAUCGCUGUACCUCGCCGCGAAGCGCGCCACGCUCCUGGAGAGGAGCCAGAAGGAUCCGUUGCCUAGUCAGGAACAAUUCGACGACGAAGUGGAGAAGUUGCUGCACUCUUUGGAGGAGGAUGACCGCAGUGUACCUGAAUCUCCGGUAUUGCCCGCGGACAAAGUCGUGCAGAACGAGAAGGGCAGGGACUCCAUUAGCCAUUCAUCGCCCGUACGCAGCGUGACGGCGCCGACGUCGCCGCUUCCGGUCAGCGCCAGUCCGGUCACCAACGCAAAGUUCGCCUCGCCGCGGAUCGACGGGAAAGCAAGGAACUUGACCAAGGUGCAAACGAGUCCGGUAGAGGAUCACGUCAAACGCGACUCGCUGAACGCGAUAGACGCGGACGUUCUCGCCCGGCACACGGAAGCGGCGCGAAUACUAUCGACCAACAAGAAGACGAGCGACGAGGAGGAGCGAACAAAUCUCUUGCCUAGGCAGGACAACUCUUAACGCUUGCAGAACGGCCGGCGGUGCUCGUUACUGUCGGCGAGAUCGAUUACCUUAAGAGCAUCAAGCAACACAGAGCGGAACAUGCUGGCAUGACACAUUUUGCUACUGUGGCACUAGGUACUUCACAAUUAUUUACAAUAUUUAUCGUAAGAAGAGAGAGAGAGAGAAAUACCUUUAGGGCUAUCUUUAGCAAUUGGCUUAGAGGCUGUACCCGACUCUUAAUUCAGAAAUUCUAUCCUAUGUGAAUCGUUUCGUGAAUGAUGCAGACAAUUCAUUUACAGUCAACUCGUCGAUAAUGCAGUAAAGAAGCAAAGAGGCGAAGAAUAUGCAAAUAUUCGAAGCUACCGUCAAUAGCAUUUAAUUUAGUCGAUAGAAACGCGAUACGUGCUCAUACUUGCAGUCUCAUACUGUCUCUUUUAGGCUUGCGCGAUUAGCUCGUAAGUGAGUUGCUCUGAUAACGCGUCAGUUUCUGAAAAAAAGAAGAAAAAAAAACGAAGAGCUGGCUUCCAUUUUACAAACGUAUGUCAACGACUUCUUUGCCUUUUUUUUAUAUAUAUAUACAUAUAUAUAUACGCACACACACACACACAUAUAUACAUACAUAUUUUUUUAUAUUUCUAGAUUUUAGUAUCACAAUGUUCUCUAUUGUUGUAACUGCUGUGCCAUGAUUGCGAUAUAUGCGUGUUCGGUAGGAGCGAGUGUAAGCGGUUAUACGCGGGUACAGUGAUCUUAGCUAAUUCAGAGAGAGAGAGAGGUGGUAGGAAGAACUACGCUGUAAUAGAAAGCAGUACAAAUGAAGAGAGUAUAAACAGUAGAUUAAUAUACACUAUUCGAUUAUUUGUUUUGGAUGAGGAACCGCGGUUUUUCAUUAUUCUUGCAUCUCUCCUGGGUUGUGUGAUCCUGAUGAACGUGUACGAUAGACUUAAAUGGUCCAGUUAGUGAGAGCUAGCGGCAGGAAAAGGGGCUUGGUACAUAACCGACGUAAUUACUUGUACUUUUAUUACGUGCCUUAAGAAAAUUCUCUAUGUAGGUACUACAAUUGCGUGCUUUAUAUCGGGGGGAAAAAAAGCAAUUAUUCCUUUCUCCUUUUCUUUUUCUUGAGAGAGAACCAAGUUUUUCAAGUUGACGUAUCAAAUAGUUACAUUCCCGUGAUGACUGCUGCAGCGGCAUGUUGGAGGCAUUAUUCUACACACACUCGUGCAUCACUUUUCACUUUUCUCGCAUUCGUCGUCCUAGCGGAGGAGUUAGAUAAGCAGAGGAGGAACGUACCGUACCUCUUAUCGAUAUCGUUGAGAUUAAGAAACGGAGCGAGAGGUAUUAUCUUGGUGCGCUGAUUUUUCUCGUAAUGAUUUAAUCGCCCGGCUUCGAGUGACGAAUUACUCGCGCUUAAUAUAGCGUGCGUUGAUUCAUUUCAGACGGUGGACACAAAUGUAAAUAGGAAACAGAUUCAGUCUUUGUUUUUCUCUCUCAUCAGUAAGACUUGUCCACAUUUAUUUUGUAACUGCAUUGUGGUACUUAAUUUGCGGCCGAAUUGCCGUGAUACUCACGACGUUGAGAGUUAUUUUAUGCAGAUGGAUGAAAUUUUUGCUACAGAAAGGAUGUAAUUACAGAUGAAGAACGAAUUUUUCUAGCGGAGUAAGCUUUUGUUGGAACAUUGAAGAUGCGUGAAGUUUGAAAGGAAAAAAUAUGUAUAUAUAUAUACGAAGUCUGCCUUCUAUUGUACAAUUGUCUGUAAACGUUACAUCAUAAUUUCAGGAGUGAGUGUCGAAAGUUACAGCGUGAAGCCUCGCUCGUCAUUCUGUAGCGUUGUUGUUGGCAUCUUCUCGCGAGCUUAAUUUUCAUAAACUGUUGCCUUGUUUGAUAAAUUAUUUUGAUGAUAAAUAUAUGAUUAAUCGAACUGUGUUGUUGUUAAUCGAGUACUUACGAAUGUGUGUACGUUAAAGUGUGCGGCGGUGCUAUUAAUCGUUCAGCAUAAAGCGUUUCCUGCGUUAAGAGCCAGAAUCUUUUUCUCAUGUGUUCAUAUGAGGCGAUUCUCAGUCAGCAGAUGUCGAUCAUUUGCAUGUCAUCAUUCAUGAUGAUGAAUCGCGAUGCGAUAAAAACAGACAAGAACGCGAUACAAAUAAUUGAAGAGCCAGAAAUCUGAAUUCGAAACGGAUUCUUCGCGUCUGCUAAUCGUGAAUCACCUCUGCGUCGGAACAUUUGAUGAGGCUUGACACUUAUAAUUUUCGGAUCCUUCGGAAAGCGUAUCGAAUUUUUAGGGGAUGAUUAUCUGACGCCGUUCUUAUAUAGAUCGUCGAUCGAAGUACCUACCGCGAGAAGAGAAAAAAAAACUGCAAUGUGAGCGCAACAUUAAUAUUUUGUACUAUCCAAGUCUAUAAAUAGAGAUGUUAGGCGUAGGAGAGAAAAUAUAUCGCAUACGCGAAGCAUUCUAUUGCAGGAUAAUAGAUCUAGAUGUAAUCUUACAUUAUACGAUUAAACUGUUAAAUAUAUAGACGAAGUUACAGCGUGAAGGAUGAAUAUAAACGUGACAUUUUUUACAGAGAUGAUUUACAUAGUGUACGUAUUAUAUAAUAUAGUGAAUGUAGAGACGCGUUAAUGUAUGAUCUUCAUUUCUCGUCGUAUUUAUUGAGAUCUAUCAUCAUAUCCAUCAUUUUAAAGUAAUGAUUAUAUAAACUGCCCCCCUGCCCCUCUGUAUGUUUAGUACUUUGUGAUCAUCGAUCCCUGGCGAUGUAUACUUAUGUUAUAUGUGUGUUCUCAAGUGAAACACUUGGAUUACUGUCGCAGUUAAUGGAGCAUUAAAGAUCAGUUACGAAAUGUACCCUUGAGAUAUCAAAACUUAAUAUACAUAGAGAGAUUUAAUAGGCAAAGAAUGAUGUAAACACAAAUGUAAUUUAGAUAAAUGAGAGUUUGAA
This is a messenger RNA of Ooceraea biroi (clonal raider ant), 6090 nucleotides long. It is a transcript of the gene uex, whose product is annotated as metal transporter uex. The record is from RefSeq and is a predicted model, not a curated record. Lineage: Eukaryota; Metazoa; Arthropoda; Insecta; Hymenoptera; Formicidae. Gene Ontology annotation, biological process: transport; magnesium ion homeostasis. Gene Ontology annotation, molecular function: transmembrane transporter activity. Gene Ontology annotation, cellular component: plasma membrane.